This is a messenger RNA of Brenthis ino (lesser marbled fritillary), 228 nucleotides long. The record is from the annotation of a GenBank genome assembly. Lineage: Eukaryota; Metazoa; Arthropoda; Insecta; Lepidoptera; Nymphalidae.
AUGGUAGCUAUGGUUUCCAUAACAACACGCGCCUGGUGCUUGCCCCCCGGUCCCCUACUCCCGCCCCGCGCCCCCUCCCCCGGGCCCCCCGCGUUUUAUCGAUCCAGGCCCUCUCCCCGCGCGCCACUCCAAAUCAAAUUACACGAGCGGAGCAAGCGGCUGGCGGCUGCCGACACACUACGCGCCAACCGCGCACCCCUCACCGACUCAAUCAACUUUGUAUUGGCG